CAGAGCUAGUCACCCCUGCAAAAACAACACCGCGAGAGUCAAUAUCUCCAUCAGAUAUUGAUGACCAACAAACCCUCCUUUUUCAGAUUCCCUUCAUUAUGUUUUACCCCGGUGGUAAUCCUUCCAUGCAAUAGUCAUCUUCUCGGUAAGGUCCCACCUGAUUACCGACGAAGCUCGCGUCGGUAAAUGGAGAAUCCUGCAACCUCCACCUUCUCGGUAAGUUCAGCACGGUUUUCGAAACCCUGCUGCUGAAGUCUUGUUUUGCAGCUUUUUUCUCCAUAUGCAGACAGGAUUCACGUCUAUAACUGGUUUUUGCAACCACAUCUUCUCGGUAAUGGCGCUGGUCAAGCAGAAGUCUGAUGCAGUGCAGGAGGUGAUCAGCUUUUCAGUUUGCAACGUGAACCUCGUCGGUAAGGUUGGUCCUUGCUCAUCUUCCCUGCCGAACCCCCUCUUCCCCUCUCAUUUUCGUCUUCCUCUUCCGACAACAGUUUCCUUUCCUCCAUUCUUUCCUUCGAAUCACUCUAACAUUUUGCUUCUCACAGUGAGUAGAUCCAGCAGCGGUAACUAAGAUGUAUGUAAUAUUACUAUGUUUUAUAUGUUUUUGCAUUGAAUCUAACUAUUCUAUGCACAUUUUGUAUUCUUUUUAGAAUUUAAACUAUAAACUAUUGUGAUUAAU
Molecule: messenger RNA, 676 nt
Organism: Rubroshorea leprosula
Lineage: Eukaryota; Viridiplantae; Streptophyta; Magnoliopsida; Malvales; Dipterocarpaceae
Source: the annotation of a GenBank genome assembly